AUGUCGAGCACAAGAUCUGGUAAUGUGCGUAAACCUAUGCCUAAACGCCCAGUACCCGAAGGCGAGUCAUCAGAGUCAAGCGAAGAAAAGGAUUCCUCGAAAUCUUUCGGUUCCUUAGUAAUCACUCGGCUGGAAGAAAAAGAAGAGCUUCAGCAUUUAAAUGACCGAUUUGCAAAUUAUAUUGAGCAUCUCCAGAAGAACAUCUUCAAUAAAGAGUUCACUGGUCAUAUUGAUCUUCUGACGAAUUCUUUAAAAAAGGAAAUGGACGAUCAUGUUAAAGUUUUCUCAGACGAAGUUGAAUUAUUACGCGGAAACUUAAAUAAAACUUCACUUGAAUUAACGGAUGCUAAAAUUCAGUUAAAGAAAACCAAAUCCAAUCUAGAUGAGACAACUCAACAACUUGAACGUUCGAAAUCCAAUGAGACUGAAAUGGCUAAUAAAAUCACAUCAUUAACUACUCAACUGUCUCAGCUACAGAAUCAGCUAAUCGCAUGUGACAAUUACAAAACAGGUUAUGAUUCUCUAAUGAAUCAACAUAAGAUGUUAAAAUCUCAAUUAGAAAAUGAAACUCUAUCGCAUACCGAUACAAAAAAUAAGCUACUUACAGCUUUAGAACAAUUACAAUUUAAAGAUCAGUUAUUAGAGAAAGAACGUAAAAUUUGGAAUAGUGAAUCAAUCAAAUCACAUUUGGUGUCGAUAACCAAAAAUGUUGAAACAAAUUCUCAUGAGAAACUAUGUCAUUUAUUAUCUGAAUUACGUUCACAAAUGGCACUAGAAUAUGAUCAAGUAAAAAAUAAAAUCAAAGAAAAUGUGGAAAUAACUUUAAAUGCAGAAAAAUUACGAUCAAAUUCACUUGAACAAAAUCUUAAAAACAAAAUUCUUGAAUGUCAACACUUAUCUCAAUUAAUAGCGUCUCAGACAAAUGACUUAGAUAAUUGUCGUAAAGAAUUGGAAGCUAGUCGUAAACAACUGAAAGAUUUUGAACAACGAUUACAAAUUACUGAUAAUAAAUUACAUGGAAUAGCCAGUGAACAUCGGUCAGAAAUAGAACGUUUAUUAGGACUACUAGCGGACAAAUCAACUGAAUGUGCUGAAUUAGCUGGGAUUAAAAUUCAGUUAGAUGCUGAGCUUGCAAUGUAUAGAAAAUUGUUAGAAAGUGAAGAAUCUCGCCUUCAUCUUACUCCUGAGAAACGAAUCUUAACAGGUAAAUCAAUUGUUCAAACAAAUAUCUCUCGUAAAAAACAUUCAUAUAAUGAUGAUAUGUAUACAACACCUACAUUAACAUCAAAACUACAAUAUCAACCAACUGGUAGUCGUGUUCAUGAUGUUGAUUUAGAUGGUACAGAUGCUGCUAACAUGAAUCAACGUUAUUCAUUGAUAAAGCAACGUGAAAUUUCCAAAACAAAUAUGGAACUUAACUUACGUGAUUCUCGCUUAUCUACACUUUCUUCUUCAUCGUCAAAUUUGAUUGGAAAUUCAUUACGUAUAACAUGUCGUGCCGAUGGUCCAAUACAUUUUGCUAGUGCAGAUCCUGGCGAGGGUUUAUUGCGUAUUUACAAUGCUAGUGAAAAAGCUAUUGAUUUAAGUAAUUGGCAUAUGUACGCUGGGCCAACCCAUGAAGGCUCAUCGGACUAUGUAAAACUGUAUACAUUUCAUGAACCUCGAAUCCUACAGCCACAUACAGAAUUACAAGUUUUUUUUUGCUUUGCAUCUGAACCUUCACAAGUCUCUUCUGCUAAACGUGCCCGGUAUGAUGUUGCUGGAAUUUUACAUUUAAUCACUCCAGUAUCUGUUUGGAAUCCUUAUAGUAGUUUAAUUGCACUACAAGAUUCAACUGGUUUGGUUCGAGCCACUUGUGAAAUGGAAUCAUGCGCUAAAAAUUCAGAAAUAACGCCAAAAGCAUCAGAUCCUGCUGACUCUGAUAGUGAUAAAGACGGUUCCAGUGAUAAAGUGUCAUCAGUUGAUUCAGUUAAUGAAUUAUCUACAACUAAUGAUCUACAACAACAAACUGUAGACGAUCACAAUGUCAACAAUGCAGUAGUAAGAAUAACACGUUCAACAAAACAGGCAAUUACAACAUCUGAAAGUUACGGUAAAUAUUUUGAUUUGCCACAACAGGUUAGCUCAAUACGAGUUCGCAAUGAUAUCUGGCCAAAUGAAUCCCAUUUUUCGAGAGAAGGAUCACGUGCAUAUACAUGUGAAAUAUUAUAA
Messenger RNA from Schistosoma turkestanicum, 2211 nucleotides. The record is from the annotation of a GenBank genome assembly. NCBI's taxonomy places the organism in Eukaryota, Metazoa, Platyhelminthes, Trematoda, Strigeidida, Schistosomatidae.